This is a messenger RNA of Frieseomelitta varia, 5807 nucleotides long. RefSeq lists its product as uncharacterized. The record is from RefSeq and is a predicted model, not a curated record. The coding region runs from base 588 to 5792 and encodes 1734 amino acids. The transcript has 3 exons. Lineage: Eukaryota; Metazoa; Arthropoda; Insecta; Hymenoptera; Apidae.
UAGUAACAUUGCACAUACUUAAUUUCAAAGUCCUUUACACUUCAUUUCUUUUCACACCACUUUGAAAUGUAAUUUGAAUUUUAUCGUUUAACUGUGCCACUACAGACACACCGAUGUUCAAUGUAAUUUGAUAAAAUUUCAUGGCGUUUCAAUAUUUCUUGAAAAUUUUUCCGCGGGUAAACGUGACGCCAUGUUGCUUUGUUGUGCCGGUAGCGUCAUCUUCGUUUUAAACAGUUGGUGUUUCGUUCAAAUCGUAUGUACGUUAGUAAAACGCGGCGUUCCUCAAAUUUUCGAAUUUACGAAUAAAACGAAGAGUGAUAAUGAUAAUUCGAUGAUUCGUGCGCGAUUAAAACAUCGAAAGAGAAAGGACAUUGAAAAUUUGGUUAUAAAAUAUGUGUAUAAGUGAACAGCAGCAACAUACCUUCCUGGAACUUUGAAUCGGUGGACGAAUGUCGUAUACAAAGUCUUUUUUCGUCAUCUUCUCGCUGAUGUUCCGAUUACAACGUAAAUUGUAUUUCAUGGCGUCUCCCAACAUCUAAUUCCUGCGGCUUUGGCUGUGGCAAACUGCGCUUGCUGGGAAACGGAGGAUGGCGGCGGCGGCGACGGCGGCCGGGGCGGAGGCGCUCGAUAAGAAUUCUUCAGACACGGACGCGCGAAUCGAUCACGAUUCAAGACGCGAGCAAAUCCCCGCAAAGAAGAGCGAAGAUCGGGAGAAAGUUUGCGUUCUCUCCGUAGACAAGAUCACGCUCGAAAAGAUCGUGUUGGAACGUACCGGCGGUUCUCGCGAGGUUCUUCUGACGAAGAACGAGAGUUCGCGGAAACUUUCGAUAAAGUCGGAGCUCGGUGGAGGAUCGGUGUCUGAGCGGGCAACGAGAUGCAACGAACCGGCAACGAAUUCUGGCAAAUUUCGCGCUUCCCUUCCUGAAGAGAUAGUAGCCGCCGCGUCCGCGGGCGGCGACGCUCCGUCGAAACAAACUGCGGAAUCGUGGACGAUAGAGAAGAGAAUCAACCCUGUCAAGUUGACCAAGAGUCGUCCGUUCGUGAAAGGAGGACCGAGGAAGAAGAUUUUGGAAAAAGUUGUCUGUUCCCCUGUGGGAGAAAACGAAUCUAGCAAAUCAGUUGAAGUGGACGGAGGGAAGGACGAGAUAGAAGAGGCGAGCGCGAAGGAUCGUUUGGAGAAGAGUCGGACGAAGAUCGAGGUGCUGCAGCAGAACCUGAGCGCGAGGAUCGACGCGAGCACGGCUCAGAGGUACAAGGAGGAAUUACUGGAAUCGCGAGGAAACCGUGCCGCUCGAAAGUUGGCCGACGGGACGUUGGAUUCGAACGUCGAGAGGCUCGCGAGCGGUAAGCUGACGUUCGACGAAGAGUUCCUGCAGAAGCACAAUCUCGACAAGAGAUUGAAGAUCGAGGAGUAUCGGGAUCUGCCGGGAUCGGACGCGAGUCGCGAGUCCGCUUCGACCGGACUCCUUGCCGGUGGAGAAGAGGAGGAGGAGGAGGAGGAGGAGGAGGAGGAGGAGGAGGAGGAGCCGUGCUCGGCUACAGCAGCGAGGAAGCUCGGCUACAGCGAGAAGGUGCUGGAAGUGGAGAAGAGGUGGUCCGGCGAGUUUCUCAAGGACCAGUUGGAUCGUCGUUCCUCGGGAUCGUCCAAGUCCUCUUACGUGGAGGAGUUGGGCAGCGUUUCCUCGUCCGGGGAGGAGAGCGAGGACUACGAGCGAGGACUAGGAUCGGCCAGGGCUUUGCCGUUCGAGCGGUGCCAGGGGAAGCGGGACGCCGGCGACAGCACGCUCAGCAUCGUCGACUCGGACUCGUGUCUCGAGGAGAGGAUCAAGUCUUUGGAGCAGGAUAUCGGAGAGAAGGAGACGGAAGAAGGACUCCGAGACGAGAAUGACACCGACGACGACAGAGCGGAGCUCGACGGACGGAGCUCGAGAGAGAUAAGCAUCGAGUGUCGUAGUCCGAGAAAUCGGCAACGAUCGAGUAAAGUAAUCGGGAGUAACCGGGAGGUCUCGAGCGCGACCAGCACCGACAGCGUGGACUUUGCGGUGAUCGGCGAUCGCUUCGGAGCGGACGGGUACGCGAAUCUGAUAAGAGAGUUCGCCAUGGAGGCGGCGGCGGGAUCGUCCUCUCGGUCGGCGAAGAAAGAGGAGAAGCAGCAGAAGAGGAAGCUGGGCCUUCGUCGUUUGCUACCGGGCUUCUUCUCGCCGAAAGAUUCCCGAAAGGAGUACAGCAGGAAGAAGGAGUCGAAGGAGAGGAAGAGGCCCGACGACAAGCACUUUGCCCGUUACCAGCAGAACGGCAACUACACCAGGUCUCCGGACACGAUGAACCUGAACGAAGACAUCAAGAGGAACGUGAAGCUUGACAACAGCCUGAACGGGUCGAUAAUCGAGGAGAGGCUGGACGAGAUUAAGCGCGAGCUGUUCCCGAAUCACCCGGAUCAAGGACCGAUAACGAGCACGCCGGAUCACUUGGCCAGGGACGAGGAUCGCGAGGGUCUUUUGCUGCGCGAUCGAAGCGGAGUGCCGAGGUGUUACGCGACCGACUCGAGCCUCAGCUCGAUCGCGCCGGACGAAAGGUGGAACGAGCGGAACGCGCAGCUGGGAAUCUCGCCGGACAUUAGGAAAUUCGAAGAGAGACAGAAGCGCGAGGAAUUCGGUCAGAGAUACAACGGGCAACGAUACAACAGCAACAACAACAACAACGGUCAGCUCGAACGAAAACACAGCUUGCAGGAGCCGAGUCACGCCGCGGUCAGACCGUCCUGCUUCUUCCAGAGGAACCACGCUCCCUCUGGCAGGAUAUCCGCUCCACCGAGCGAGAGGUACCUGGUCAGGCCGAGAGCCGUUCGUCCGAUGGAUCGGCCGUUGCCCGCGAUACCGCGCUCCAGGGCCGAACUAGCGGCCGACUACGAGAACUACUUGGCCGAGCAGGAGGAAGAAGGAGAGGAACGAAAGGCAGCGAGGUACGGAAGGAACGCCAGGUACGACAAACCUGCCGCCGAGUACCUCGACGAGAACGAGGACGAUCCCUCGGGCCUGAUUUUGAAGUCGGUGUCCGCGCAGGUGAAGAUCACCAGGCAACCGAUAGUGAAUCAGAAUCACAGAGCUCCUCUGGUUGGCAGAUCGCCCAAGUAUCUCUCCUCCGGAUCGAGUCAAAAGUCCGGUGACUACGGCGACUCGAGUUGCACGCCAAACUCCAGUCAGAAGAGCGAGUUUUCACCUUCUAGCUCCAAAAGCGGCGAGUACUACCUGCACUCGCCACGAAACAGCGGAUCUCCGCCCAACGAAGCAGGCGAGUUCGACGACUGCGAGGAUUCGGCGAAGAGAAGAGAGGCCAUCUACGAGAACGAGAAGAUCUCGCCGUCAUCGAGAUCGCCACCCGCCGGAUGCGCGAGCGAAAGGAUUUACGACCAGACGCCCGGCGGCGCUACCUCCCCGUGCGAGGAAAACUCGGCAAACGCCCGGCAACUCGAACGUCGACGUUCGAUCGACAACGAUUCUCUGGACAACGUGAGAGUUUCGUCACCUCCGAGACGAACUGCUGCUCGUUGCAGAGGCGAGAGAUGCUCGGUCUCGCCCAGGGAGAACCUCGCGAACGAGAAACGCGAGGACGAGGCAAACGAGGAUCUGCGUAUCGAGAGCUGCAGUCCUGCCUCUCCCACCGGAAGUCAGGGUAAACCAAUCUCCCCGUUCGGCUCGCGACAACGUCUGCCAGCUUCCAGCAGGAGGGACCUUGCUCAGCCCAACGAACAGAUUCUCAUAGCCUCUCCGAAGAGGGAAACCUCCGCCUCCUCCUGCGAGACGAGAAUUCCACGCCGUCCCUCCAACGAGUCGAGACGAUGCGCCAUGGAGUCGCCGGUUCGUAUGAGCAACGCGCCUCGCGGUUCCCUGGAUCGGCGUAGCCAGGAGGAAUCCGGUUCGAGCAAAGCCGCCGCGAGCAAGGAGGCUCGCGACGCCGACGUCAGCUUCAACGACGCGGAGAUAUCGCGACCGGAGCCCGUUUACGGGCAGCAGAAGAGCCAGAGGAACGCGGAAAUUGGCAGCACUCCACCGACGAGAAUUCGAGAAUCGUCGGACGAACGAACGACGAGCGGAAAGGAUGGCGACGACAGAGUGGCCUGGGUCCAAGCAUCGCACGCGUCUUCGCCUCGCGCGAGCCCGCAAAAGCCGAACGAGCCUCGUUCGACCGUCGUUCCACUCGCGAGAGAGAACGUUCGAUCGCCUCGUACAGUCGAGUCGUCGUCGUCGUCGUCGUCGUUGGUGCCGUCGUCGCAACGACACGACGAGCAAGGUUACCAUCGUUCGCAGGAUGUCCCCGUUCCCUCUUCGCGUCGCGUGGAAGUUCGAUCAACGGGAAUGGCGGGACGGCAAGAACCUCGGCCGGAAGCGGUGCUGUACGUUCAGAGAAUGCUCUGCGAACCGAGCGCGACGUACGGGCACGUACGGGGAACGUACAACGUAGCAGCGAUCGCCGGGCCGUUGUCGCCCUCGAAGCAGCAGACCAGGCAACAUCUGGAGGCGUUCUACUGGCAGCAAAAGGCGCUGGAGGCGCGCAGAAAGGCCUCCAUGGCUGUUCCGACGAACGCCGGCCCCAGGCAGGUGGCCAGGAAAAUUGACUUACCGGAGGUCAGGGAAGCGAUGUACUGGCAGCAACUCAAGAAGCUCGACGAGGAGCAACAGAGACGUAUUUACGAGCAGAACGCGACGGAGGAGAUAUCCUCCUCCUGUUGUCGAAAGAACGCGAACCUCGGACAAACUUCGUUGCUUCGAAGUCCCUCGAGCGUCGGCGUGCCGGUCGCCCACGGAGAUCCAUCAGCCUCGUGGAUCGGCGGUAGCCAGGUUGUUGGUCAGCAACCACCUCGUGGUUGCCCGACAACAAAGUCGAACCCCGCGGGGAAACCUCCGUUGAUGCAGAGCCAGAAAGGCCAGAAUCAGCCGGUGUUGAUCGUCCGGCCUCAACAAGCGAUUCGCGAGCGUCGCGACUUGGCCACCUCGUCGAAACCCAUGCUCGAACCUGUCGUCAGGCAGGAGGCGCAGCGAAGCAAGAGCGCCUCCCCGCAUUUCCAUCGGGGGGAGCUUCCUCCGGCGCAAACGGCAAAUCCGAGGCAAAAGCUCGACGUUUCCUCGAUCUACGAGGAGGAACGAACGAACAACGACGUCCUCGUUGGAAAGACGUCGACGUUGAUGGCACCUCCGCCCCCGCCGAUCUUCAAGAGGGGCAGCCUGAUCGGCGGAGAGCCUCACGCCGUGCAGGAGUACGCGAGUGCCGGUGGUAGCGCGAAGAGGGUCAGCUUCUCGAAUCAGUCGGUCGUCGGGCAGGACCUGGCCAGCGUCGGGAAUUGGCCGACGAAGCACGGCACCGCGCCGGAACCACCGACCAGGAGGCACAGGAGCGAGGACAGCGUUUCCGACACGGACUCGGUGUUUUCUCAUCAAGAGCGCAGGGACGCGGUUCACACGAUUCACGCGGACGGUACGGAAUACGACGCCGACAGACCUCUACCGCCUUUGCCUAAGGACAUUGGCGGCACUGUCAACGGGCCGAGCAGACUGGGAACGAGCGUCGCAUACGGCGAGGUUCGUUGGAACGAUCCCAGAAGAGCCGUUAGCCCACAGCGGAUGCUUCGACGGAACGAGGAAGAGUGGAAUUCGGAUGGCAAGGGUCGACAGUCCAACGACAUCGGUGAGUCAGUCUUUUUCCUCGUUUCAUUCGAGAACUCGCUCCAACUCGCUUCCUCUCCGCGUUCUCUUCCGCGCAGGAACCCGAUACACACAGGUCGAGUAGGCUGCUAGAUCCUUUCCUCCGUU